AUGAGCCGGCCCGAGACGCCGAGCGCUCCUGCGAUGGAGCCGCUGGUGCGUGUCGCAACGCGACAGGCGCACGCGCGUGCCGAGCCUGGCGCGCUGCGUGCCACGCCGUCGAUCAGUACGCUUUCGGUCGUGUCGCCCCCCCAAUCGAUCCUUGACCGCCUGAGCCUGCGCGACAAACCGGGAGCUGUCGACGAUGCAGAUGCAGUCUGUGGCUUCCUCAAACGUAGCACAGGGCCAUGGUCGCUGGCAUGGUGGUCCGAUGCGAUUCCGAAGCAGCGGACGCGCAACGAGCCCGGCCGCGGCUGGCGCCCGUUCAAGGCGGUGCUUGCGCACGACACGCUCUUCUUUUACAAGGUCCCGAGCGCGCUCGUGCCGGAAGUGCGCGCCACCUUUCAAGUGCGCUCGUCGAUGUGGCCCAGCGGGCUGGAGGAGGACGAAGAGACGGCCCAUGCGACGUCGUCUCCGUCGACGCCGCAGGCCAGUGCACUGCACUCGCCGUCGGUCCAUAUCGACUCGGUGCAGGUGGCGACGUGGGACAGCCCUGCCCAGCACCCUGAGCUGUGCCUCGUACGCGCUGGCGUGCAGCCCGCGAGCUGGACGGCGCGGAUCGAGCGUGCGACCGGCGCGGCGCUGGCGCACGAGCUCGUGUUUGGCACACAGCGUGCCGUUACGGCCACCUCGUCCAACGACUCGCUGCGUGCGCAAGACAAGGACGAGCGCACGUUUCUGCACAUUGUGUUUUACGCGCUCGGCACGUCGCCCGUCUCGUUUGACGUGUUUUUAAAGCACGUACGUCUGUCGCUCCUUCUCGCCGAGCGCCUCGGCUGCGUGCCAUCCGACUUGGGGUGCACGCGCCGCAUCGCUGCGUUCCUCGAUCUGCUCUUGUGGAAGCGCCCUCAGAUCCCGGCCGGGCACACCUCGCUCUUCUUCCACGAGGCCGACCAGCUGACCACGGCACUGUCAAAACACGAGCCCAAUGCUUGUGCGUCGAUCGCGCGCCAGAUGCGCGUGUGGCACGACGCAAGCGCUGCAGGCGACCUGUGCGUCCCGACCAACUGGGUGCCGGACGCGCCGCCGCGUCGCGCCGUGCCGUGCCGGGCUUUGCAAGGCCUCUAUGCGUGCUGGAGCAUUCCCUUGCUGCUCUCGCGCGAUCCGUUUGAGAUCGCGCAGCAGAUCCAAGUCUUUCACGCGGACCGCCUCGCGGCGUUUGUGCGUGUGCCGAUUACGGCGUACCGCAUGGCGAGCGCGGUGACCGAGUCGCUUCUUCGUUCCCUACGCUUUGAUGCGUCGCGGCCGCACUGGCUUACGCACCUCGUCCUGCGCCAGCUGCUCGUCGACGAAGCGCCCGAGCGCCAGGGCGCUGCGGAACGCGCACCAGUGCUGCUGCACUGGGCCGCCGUCGCACGCGCCUCACGCCGUCUGCAGGACCAUGCGGCGUGGGCGGCGAUCUGCGCUGCGCUGUGCUCGCGCGCCGCGGCAUGCAUCGAGGCGCUGUGGCACGACGUUCCGCCCGGCGUCCGCUUUGAGCUCGCGGGAUGGGCCACGGACCUCGCGGGCCUGGGGUGGGUGGAAGGCGUGCACACCUCGCUCAGCACGCAGUGGGCCGACGACCCUACCGUGGGCAUCCCGUUCCUGGGCAAUGCGGGCCUCGCGCAGGCUGCGGCGCCGCACCUCGGUGCCAAGGCACAGGCGGCGCGCAUGGAAGUGCAGAUCGCUGCGCAGGAGCCCGAGUUUAAUCGUGUGCGUGCGCUGGCGCAGCGCAUGACGACGGUCUAUCCCCGUACGCAGCCGGUGGAAUGCGUGGCGCCGAUCGCCGAGUACCAGUGCCUCUUUCAGCGGCUUGCGCAGCACGAAUACCCUUUGCACACGGGCGUGACCGACUACCUCGGCAGCGCGGUGCUGGCCGGCGGCCUCCCCGAGCGCGGGCGCAUGAGCGACGUCGCCUGGGCGGACGGCGCUCAGCUACCCCUCUUUCCGACGCUCUUUCCGGCGGCGCUUCCCGGCGCUGCCGGGGUGGGCGCGUGGCCGGCUUUGCCGUUGUGGACGGGUCGCUACGAUAGCCGUGGCGAGCAUGUUCGUAUCAGCGAGAGUCUGCAGCUCCGUGCGCUUCCGGACCGUGCGCCCGAUUCGCUCGCGUCGCCUUUGGUCGUCGCGAAGCGCAUGUCGCAGGACAUGAGCAACGAAGCACUCGCCGGCCUCGCGCGCCUCGCGGAUGCCUCGCACUUUGCUGUCGAAAUUGCCGCGGCGAGUACGGCACGCAUCGUCGAUGUGCUGGCGCUUGGUGCCGCGCACCUCGUGGUGCGCUCGCCGCUGCCUGACCGCGAGCCGCCCGAGUUCCGUGUGCUGAGCAUCGAGCUGGACCGCACCGCGUUCUGCGACGCGAUCCUCCUUUCGCGCCCAAACAUCCUCUCGAGCACGCAGCUGCUCGAGGCGCUGCGGCUGCGCUGGGACACGGCGGAAAGUGCGAGCCGCGAAAUGCAGUGGCAUGCGCGCAACCACGUCCCGAACCAGUACCCCACCUGGAACGACGCAGUCAAUGCGCCGUUUGCGCGCGAGGCGACCGACUGGGCGAUGGUCGCGACGAUUCGUGGGAAUAUCCUCGCGACGCUCGAACGCUGGAUGGCGCAGUGUCCCCACGACUUCCUCGCCGAUCCGAUCCUCUUUGAAGGGGUGUAUGCGUUCCUAUGUGACGCGCGCGCAGAGUGCGACGCGAGCCUUUCCGACAUUCCCGAGCUCCUCGAGACACUCGAGCGUCUGCGCACAGAGUACCCCAAGCUGGCGGUGACGACCAUGGCCGCGUAUUCGUACGCGCCCCGAGUGCCGCACGAGGCAGGCGUCGAGUGGACGUCGAGUGCAGAGCUGUACAUCUUCCUCGAGUCGGUCCUUGCGCCGGUGUAUGCGGCACUUGGGGAUGCGGAUCUCGGGCGUGCAGCACUCUCUCUUUCCCACGUUCCCCCGGCGGGAUGGUGCGCGGCGGCCCAGGCGCUCGCGAGCCAAGGCACGCCGCGGACGUUUGCGACCCUGGUGCGCCUGCUGCCUGCGCCGAGCGCACAAGAAGACACGGGCCUUUUGGACACGCUUCCCCUUUGCGUGCGUGAGCUUUGCGAGAUGCACGAGACGGUCCGUGCGUGGCUCGAGGCGCAGGUCGCGACGUCGCACGACCGUGCGCGCCGCCUCGCGAUCCUCCUAGAAACAGCGGGCAUGGCGCGUGCGCACAUGGCGAAAGACGUCGGCGGCCUUCCCGACGCGCCGCUGCCGCUGUCCAUGAUCGAGUCGGUGAUUGCCGAUGUGCUCGUCGCUCCUGCGAUUACGGCCCAGCACGCGGUCUGGGAGGCGGUGUCUGAGCGCAUUCCGGCGCUCGCCAUGGCCAUCCAGCCGAGCCCGGUGUCCCAGGCGCGGUGCACGCCGGACAUUUAUUGGAUGCUUGCGUGGCUUGCAUCGAUGAGCAUGCGGCAGCCGGUGCACGCCAGCGGCGAUCUCGUGUCGCUUGCGUAUCCCAUGAUGGUGCGCGACAUGGCGCGUGUGAUGCUGCGGCAGCGUGCCGAGGCAGUGUACGCGCAACAGCACCUCGCCCGGGCCUAUGCCCGCCUCGGCGCGAUGCGCGACGUACGCCGCCCAGCGGUGCCGCCUUUCAGCAGCGCCCCGCCGCCCGCGCUCCUCGUUCCGCUGCUGCAGGCAUACGAAGCCAAGGUCGUCGCGCUCGCCGCGAUCGAGCCGCCCGCCGUGGACACGCACGCGCCACCGCCGCCGCUCGAGCUGCCGCGUGCGCAGCUCGACUCGCCGCUGCCGGCGCUGCCGGCGCCGUCGCGUACCGACGCGCUGCUUGCUGCAGUGCCGACUGCGCGCGUCUCCAGCGUCUUUUCGUGCAAAGGCGCGCUGAUUCGGGUGUGGCCGUACGAGCGGCACCCGUACGUGUUCGAGAUGGUGCUCCCAAACGGCACGCGGUGUGCGCUCAAAGUGCCCGACUAUGCUUCGUUCUGCCACUGGCUCGCGCGCCUGCAAUGUGCGCCGCACGUCCGCCUCGACGGUGAGUUUGACGCGGGCGAGUACGCUGCGCAGGUGUCCGAGCACCAGGGGCGUGCCAACGUUGCGGCGCUCUUCCAAGUCUCGCUGCGCGAGCUGUACCAGCGCUACCACAGCGCGCUUCCUCCCGCGAUCGAGUGCCUGCUCCAAGAGAUCGAAGCGCGCGGCGUGCACGAGCAAGGGAUCUACCGUAUCUCUGGCUCGAAGCAGGCGGUGAGUGCGCUGCAAAAAGCGCUGCGUACGCAGCCGAUGCACACACUUGCGCUGCGGCGUGUCGACGUGCAUGUUAUUGCGAGUACGAUCAAGCUAUGGCUGCGCGAGCUCCCGGAGCCCGUUGUUCCCUAUGCGUUCUACCACCAGCUGGUCGACACGGAAGAAAUCAGCGACCAAGCGCGCCGUGUGCGUUCCAUGAGCCGCUUGGUGCGGACGCUCCCCAAGAGCCACUACUAUGCGCUCGAGCGCUUUGCGGCGCACCUGUCGCUCGUCGCGCGCAACUCGAAAGUGAACCUGAUGGCGCCCCACAAUAUCGGGCUUGUCUUUGGCUCAACACUCCUCUCCCCCCCACCGGCGGCCGGCAGCGUGGCCGAAGGCUUCCACCGCCUCGGCCAGGCCGCACACGUGGUCAAAAUUCUCGUCGUGAUGCACCGCCAUAUCUUCCCAGAGCCAGCGCACGGCCAUGGCUUGGCGAUCCUUUCCCCUGGCAUUGAUUUCUCCAAGGUGGCCUCCUCGCUCUCUUUGGUGGCCGCCAACUACAAGCCCGUCCCCGUGGUGCAAAAGUCGUCUUCGGGCUCCUCCAGCAGUGGUGCGCGUGUGGCGCAGGUGCAGAACGGUAACUCGGAGCAGGAUUCGUCGUGGGGCCUGCCCUCCAUCCUGCACCUGCCCCAGACGUCGUCGUCGACGAACACGAGUGGCCGCCAGCUGGCUAGCAACAACAAUCAGAGUGGCAAGUCGGUCGGCAACAGCGGCUGCACCAUCGUCGACGAGUACACUCCGAAGGGCAGCCUCAACGUUCAGUUCCCCAGUUUCAACAAGACGCGCGCCAACAUGAUGCGCUACCGUGAGCAGAUCGGUGUCAACACCGGUUCGUGGUUUGUGCUUGAGAACUGGAUGGCGGGCUCGCUCUUCAAGUGCGCUGCCGGCAGCAAGUCUGCUGAGCUCGACGUGCUGAACGGCUACGGUACGUCGUCGAAUGGUAUCAAGUCGGCGCGUGCCUUGCUGGAGAAGCACUGGGACACUUUUAUCACGGAGGAGGACUUUAAGACGAUGAAGUCGGUGGGUAUUAACACCGUCCGUGUCCCCAUUGGUUACUGGAACGCUGGUGGAAACCACACCAAAGACUCGCCCUUCAACGACUACACCGAGGUGUACACCAACACGUGGAAGUAUCUGAAGCGUGCGAUCUACUGGGCCGACAAGUACGACAUCGGUGUGCUGGUCGAUCUCCACGGAGCGUACGGUUCGCAGAACUCGCAGGCUCACUCUGGUGUCUCGACCGGUGGCGUGCAGUUCUACAACAAGAAGAACGAGAACCUGACCAAGAACUUCCUCCUGUUCCUUACCAGGGAGUUUGCCAACGUCACCAACGUGGUCGGCAUCGAGCUGCUGAACGAGCCGCAGAACAACGACAGGCUCUGGCCGUGGUACGGAAAGACGAUGGACGCCAUGCGCAAGGUUAACUCGUACGCCGAGGAUCUUCCGCUGUACUUCCAUGACGCCUUCUCGCCCAGCCAGGGUGCCAAGUUUGUCAACGGCCGUUCGGACUUUGUGGUGCAGGACACGCACAGCUACUUUGUGUUUACCAAGCAGGACCAGUCGACGAACGUGAACAAGCACACCUCGCAGAUCAAGGGCCCGAUCCUGAACGCGAUGCAGAGCACCUCGAAGACGGCUCGUGGCAACAUUGUGGUCGGCGAGUGGUCUUGUGCACUGAACCCCAACUCGUUGAACGGUGUCAACAACAAGCACUCUAGCAAUGCGCAGUACUGCCAGGCUCAGACGGACACCUACCGUAACGCUACGGCUGGUGCUCUCUUCUGGAGCUGGACCAUGGAGAACUGCAAGGAGAACGCCGGUUGGUGUUUCAAGGCGGCACUCCCUGGUUACAUGGACGGUGCCUACAACGCAUGGGGCUUCUCGGACAAGGUCUCGAACAAGACGAUCGAGACGGUUUCUAGCACCAUCAGCUCGACUUCGCUCCCGAGCUCCUACCGCUCGGCCAAGUCUCAGGUUAGUGCUUCGACGAAGAACUCGGCCAAGGUGUGCUCCAACUCGUCGUCGAACUCGAACUCGAGUGCGAGCGCCACUAGCAACGCUACGUCGGGUGCCCGCAACGCACAGGUCGUCAACAGCCACUCGGUGAGCAGCAAGCACGGUAAGUCGAGCAAGAGCAAGGCGUCGGGUAAGGGCCACCACCACCACCAUUCGAGCAGCACGAGCAGCCACGCUUCGCACCACCCGAGUCACCACUCGAGUUCGUCGAGCAAGAGCCACUCGCGCCGCGCGUCCAAGAUUCUGGGCGGUGGCCCUGCUGCCCGCGCCGCCCAUUUGGUGAGCCGCGCGGCCGCAUCGGAGACGAACGCUGGAAAUCUCGGGUACGCAGACGGGUUCUUGACUGCCCAAUCGUUUGCAAAUCAACUGACGCUUUCCCGCGUUGGAUUUGUCGAGCAGUACUUGUCAGACACAGUGAGCUACUACAAGAAGGCUAAGGUCGUGACGUCUCAGACGACGAGCACGUACAAGAAGCAGUUCAACAAGGGGCUUCACAAGCUCGAGCAGGACGUCGUGAAAAAGGUGCAGGACUUGGUCAACAACUAA
Molecule: messenger RNA, 6837 nt
Organism: Malassezia japonica
Lineage: Eukaryota; Fungi; Basidiomycota; Malasseziomycetes; Malasseziales; Malasseziaceae
Exons: 2
Coding region: 1-6837 (2278 amino acids)
Biological process (GO): small GTPase-mediated signal transduction; glucan catabolic process
Cellular component (GO): cell surface; extracellular region
Molecular function (GO): glucan endo-1,6-beta-glucosidase activity; guanyl-nucleotide exchange factor activity
Source: RefSeq, a predicted model, not a curated record